Molecule: messenger RNA, 828 nt
Organism: Coffea eugenioides
Lineage: Eukaryota; Viridiplantae; Streptophyta; Magnoliopsida; Gentianales; Rubiaceae
Product: bidirectional sugar transporter SWEET13-like
Exons: 6
Coding region: 1-828 (275 amino acids)
Biological process (GO): carbohydrate transport
Cellular component (GO): membrane
Molecular function (GO): sugar transmembrane transporter activity
Source: RefSeq, a predicted model, not a curated record
AUGACCCUCUUCCCCAUCCAAAAUCCAUGGGUGUUCGCCCUUGGUAUUCUAGGCAACUUGGUCUCCUUCUUGGUGUAUCUUGCUCCAGUGCCAACGUUUCGUAGGAUUGCCAAGAAAAAAUCAACUGAAGGGUUUCAUUCAUUCCCCUACGUGGUUUCGUUAUUCAGUGCCAUGCUUUGGGUUGAUUAUGCCAGAGUCAAAUCAAAUGUGCUUCUGGUUACCGUCAACUCCAUUGGCUGUCUCAUAGAGACCAUCUACAUUGCCUUCUUCAUUGUUCAUGCACCAAAGAAGCACAGAAUAUUCACUUUGAAGCUUGUAAUUCUUCUGAACUUCAUUGGUUUUGGAUCGAUUUGCAUUCUGACCGAAUAUCUGGCCAAAGGAGCUCGAAAGACUCAAGCCCUAGGUUGGCUUUGUGUUGCCUCGUCCGCGAUUGUAUACAUUGCACCUCUAAGCGUAAUGAAGCAGGUCAUAAGUACUAGAAGUGUGGAGUUCAUGCCAUUCUGGUUAUCAUUUUCCCUUGUUUUGAAUGCUCUUACGUGGUCCUCUUAUGGUUUACUACUUAAGGACAUACAUAUCACGGUUCCCAGCAUAGUGGGAUUCAUUUUUGGGAUGAUACAAAUGGCCCUAUACGUAAUAUACAAGAAUAUCAAGAUGAAACCAGAAGAGCCAAAGCUCCCCACUAUCAUGAAGCCCAUCACAAUCAUCCCAUCUGAAAUACUACCGCUAGGCUCUUUACCAAUUGAUGAAACCAAUAAGGCUAAGAAUGAAAAAGUGCAAGAACAAAUCCAACAAGGAGAAAGGGAACAAGAUGCAUCCCAUCAGGUUUAG